AUGGAUCCCAAGUUCCUGGUCAUAGAAAUAGACUCGAAAGAGCAAGCAGUUCAGUUGGUCCAGGUUAUGGUAAGUUGCUAUCUACUCACGUGGAUCGGAAGUAUUAUUGUUCAGCUGGACAAAGGAUUCGCUCGUCUGAUGCUACUGGAUAAUCUCGAGAAGCAUCCGGCACUUAAAAAAACCAAGCAGGAUAACUUCCGAGAGUUUGCCACGUCGCCUAUUCCCGAGGAAAUCACCCAGCCACCGAAAGAACAGAAGUGAGUCAUAGUCUCUAGUAGGUCGGUUAAUUGAAAGAUCCGUUCAGAGUAAUGUUUCCCACACUAGCGCAAGUCUCGAAUCCGCUGGUCACGUCGACGGGAAUCAAGCAGGAACCGGUCAACACGAUCGCGAUUGCAGAUGAUGAGGCAGUCGAAGAAGAAGAAGAUUUACCAGUGGCCAGAGACAACAAAAAGUAGAUUGCCAUUGACAAAAGAACAGUAGGAUCCUAUAAACUUUCAGAGGAGUCAAAAGAUCAUACGAUCAGGACGCGGAGGACACGGAUUACAGGGAACAACUGAUGAACAUGUUGUGUGGCGAGCCGGAAAUUGUGCCCAUCGAAGUCAAUUCUGUGGUAAAUUGCAAAACGUUGAGAUAUUGAACUUUUGAAUUGUUUUCAGAACGACGAACCAUCGGCUUCAAACUCUGACGAACCGCCUAAAAAAUGCAAUACGGGAGAAUACCACGAGUGUCGGCUAUGUGGAGUACGUGUGAAGACGCCUCGCAGUGGUCGGUGGAACCUGCAGAUGCACGUGAUAGCCCUUCAUUGCGUGGGUCGACAGUACCGAUGCAAAGAAUGCGACUAUUUGGACUACAGGAAGUCGACAAUGAGGAAACAUUGUCUCGCGCAGCACGGCGCAGACAUUCCCCCUCACAAUAUUCAGUGAGUUCUGGAAGCUUCCUAUUCCAAUUCGAAUAAUUGAUUCAGAGACACUGCGAUGAGGAGGGAAUGGCACGAGGCGAUGGUGAAGUGCUUCCCCGAGUUUGCGCAUCGUACUGGUUUCUUAAACUGA
Molecule: messenger RNA, 1049 nt
Organism: Caenorhabditis sp. 36 PRJEB53466
Lineage: Eukaryota; Metazoa; Nematoda; Chromadorea; Rhabditida; Rhabditidae
Source: the annotation of a GenBank genome assembly